This is a messenger RNA of Striga asiatica, 504 nucleotides long. The record is from the annotation of a GenBank genome assembly. Lineage: Eukaryota; Viridiplantae; Streptophyta; Magnoliopsida; Lamiales; Orobanchaceae.
AUGGAGAUGGUAGAAAUCGGUCGGGGGCGAAGAUUUCGGAAGAGGAGUAGCGACAACGAGAGGAAGAAGGCUAAUUUGCUCAAUUUUUAUUUUCUUUUUGUUCUAGGGUUUCAGAAAGUGUGGGUCGAGGUUGUCGAGCCAGAGCAGCGCAGAAGAGGCAAUCAACGAGAGGGGUUUCUUUCGGAAUGUAAACUAAAAUGGUUUAAGUAUUUCAAGAAUUUCUGUGUGGUGUUUCUAGGUUUAUUUGUUUCUAUAUCGUCCUUUCAAUUCUACCAUGCUCCCGUUGUUUGUCUAUGGAGUUGCUUCGGCUAUGAAAACAAGCAUCGUUCUCAGCACAUUCAAGCACUUGAAGUGCCUGUUCGUGUACUGUUGUUGCAUAACCUGCUGCAGUCCGAGAAUAUUGUUCGAGGAAAAGGUUCAAUAAAGGACCCUGACAAAGAAGAGAAGUUACGUGGACGUCCAGACUAUGAAACGUGCGAACAGGAUAUCGUGGUUGAUACGUGA